AUGCACAUGCUUCUAGUCUCCGAGCUUAAAGGACGGGCUCAUGAGUGGCUACAUGCCAAUGGUACGCGCAUUUUGGAACCCGUGGCAGAUGCCAGGCGCCUAUUCGAGUCUCGAAUUUGGAGCGCCAAUGAGAGUUUCGUCAGUUACUUCGAUGAAAAGGCCAGGCUGCAUUCAGCUACCGGUACAGCGAGCAGCAAGAGAAACUACAAAGUGGCCGCUACGGGCAGAAGAUCCAAAGAAGAUUUCCGUUGCUACAACUGCAACUCGAAGGGCCACAUGAGCAAGGACUGUAAGAAACCCGACAGAGUGCCAGGUUCCUGCUUCGGAUGCGAUGACUUGGAUCAUUGGGUGGUUAAUUGUCCACUUCAUAAAGAGAAGCUAGCUAAAGGAUGGGACGAGUUAGACUUAAAUGCCUUGAAAUAG
Messenger RNA from Drosophila willistoni, 423 nucleotides. RefSeq names its product zinc finger CCHC domain-containing protein 7-like. The record is from RefSeq and is a predicted model, not a curated record. The coding region runs from base 1 to 423 and encodes 140 amino acids. The transcript has 2 exons. Gene Ontology annotation, molecular function: nucleic acid binding; zinc ion binding. Lineage: Eukaryota; Metazoa; Arthropoda; Insecta; Diptera; Drosophilidae.